Messenger RNA from Linnemannia hyalina, 3456 nucleotides. The record is from the annotation of a GenBank genome assembly. Lineage: Eukaryota; Fungi; Mortierellomycota; Mortierellomycetes; Mortierellales; Mortierellaceae.
AUGACAUUCUCGGGUCUGCCCAGUCUUCGCGAUCCCAAGCACAGUCUCAAAAACUCAAACUCGGGGUCGUCGGUAUCUUCCUCCCCGAACAGCUCACCCAGUUCAUCACCCACCACCGAACCGAUUUCUGGUCUACAACAGCAACACCAGCAAGGUGGGCCUGCUGUCCUGGGUACUGCCGAUCAUCCUACAGUCAAUGUUGCCUCGCCUUCGACAACAACUACGUCAGCGGUGGAGGUCGUGCGACCCGCCGUCACUGGGAGCAGUAGCGGGGCUGCUAUGAUAUCGGUCGCGGUGGCCAAUGUCCCGACGGAGACCACAUCCAUUCCCACAAGCUUGAUCGAGAGGUCGUUCCAGGGGCUGAUUCAGUCGUCCUUUGGACAUGUCCUCAACUCUCUCCCUCCUCAGGGGAUGGCUGCCUCUCUGAACAGCAUGAGCAACCCGAGUACAAUGGAUCUGCACCAGCAGCAGGUCCAAUCACCCUCUCCUGUAUCGAUGCUUCUACCUCCAAUGACUGCAUCGCCAACGCCCAUUGUGACCAUGAAGAAGGCUACCCCACAGAGUCUAAGUCCUGCCCACAGUGCAGCUUACCGCAAGCGGCUGAAUGUUAAUCAAGAACCCAUCGUCUCCUCCCCUGCCAGCUCAUCAGGAAAGACGAAACGCGUCCGUGCCGCCAACAAGGACGGCAGAUCCCGUCGUGCCUCCAAGUCCUACCGUGGAAGCAGCAUCAGCUCCCACCAUAGCUCUUCCUACACCUCCCUCUCGUCCGAUAACGACGGCUCUGAUGAGGAAGAUGAAGAUGAGGGCGAAGAUGAGCAAAAGUCGACGAGUGGUUCAAGAGUUGGCGAAUCGUCUGUCUCGCCUGUGGUUGGGUCCUUGACCUUGGCUGGCUUGGGCUUCUCCAGUUUGGGUUUGGGCCUUGGUAGCUUUGGUUCUAACCUUGGUCUGGAUGCAAGACGUGGGAGUGAUUUCCAUAUGGCGAGCCCAACCACGUUCGAUUCCAGCAUGGCCGCCGUCCAAGAGAGUGCCAUGCCUCAGCAGAUGAGCCUGCAGGAUCAAGAACACCUCGAGCGUAUGCAGCGGAUCGAGAUGUUGCUCUCCAAUGUGAUUCCCGGUGCUGCAGAGUUCAUCACCGGCGGCUCGCAAGGCUCUUUGCACGUGCAGCAGCAGCAUCACCAACAUCUCAUGCAACAGCAACAGCAGCAACAGCAGCGUCGGACCUCUGUUGUGAAGAAAAAGGAUUUGUCUCUUUUGACCCAAAACCUCGACCUUCAUGAGCAACAGUCCCAGCACGAUCGCAUUUUGUCCCCUCAAGACCGCUUGGCCAAGAUGGCUCUUUCGUCGCCUGCCAUCAAUACGGCCAUGUCUAUGCCUUGGUCCAGCUCUCCCUCUGGCCUGUCUUCCCUCUGCGAGAAGACCGAGUCCACCGAGCCAUCUCAGUCGUCCUCUUCAUCGUCGUCUUUGCCAUUGAUGUCUGGCUCUGACUACAUUGAGCGCAUGAAGAAAAUCGAGAUGUUGCUGGGAACCAUCCAGGAUGUUCCUCUUGCCAAGGCUUUGAUCUCUCAAUCCGAGGGUCAGACUCUCUCCAGUGGAUCCUCAAGAAGUAACAGCGUUGAUGUCGCUGACAAUACAAUGUUGUCCAAAAAAGUUUCCAAGAGGAACCUGAAGAAGAAAGGCAGGGGCUAUGGUAAAAAGUCAAACUACAACAGCGACGGUACCAUCAUCAAGCGGCCUCAUGUUGCCGCAGGGUUCGCCGGACAGAAGCCUCCACCCAAACUCCCUCAGGCCAUCGCUGAGGCCGCUCAGAAGAAGCAAGCCACCCGCAAGAAGCGUGUCUCUGCUGCUGCCGCCGCCAAAGCCGCAGCUGCAGCAGCAGUUGCUGCUUCUGCUUCUGCUGACACCACCGCUACUAGAUCUGAGACUAACGAUGUCUCGUCUCCUCUGUCGUCGGUCUCGAUGCCCAUGGGUGGGUCGUCAUUGAGCACCGUACAGGGCGCCAAUGGGAUCAAGAUGGACUCGAGGAUGAUGACCAUUUCGACAAUGGCCUCCCUUGAUAUCCCAUCCACCUUUGAUAACGAGUCCUCGUCCUCUUCUUCCUUUGCGCACCAACGGCAACAGCAACAACAACAACAACAACAACAACAACAACUGAGGAUGUUAAACAUUCAACAGCAUCAACAACACCAGCACCGGUUGCAGAUGGCCCAACACCGCAACUCGAUCUCGUUCCAAUCACAAAGUCAAUUGUUUAACUCCUACCAACAGCAGCAACAACAUCAGCAGCUUCCUAUGUCUGGCACCAGCUCAAUGAACAUCCCUAUUGCGGACUCGACGUCCUCCUAUGGAUCCUUGGUCGUCCCCGCCUCAUCUUCGACAAGCUCCUCACCGUCCUCGUCGCCCAGCAUCUCAAGAGCCACCGUCAUCGGUCAGGACAACAGCACGAGAAUGGCGGGACAACAGCACCUUCAACCACCGCAGCAACAGCACAUUUCGUUCCAUCAAACUCAACUCUCGGGUGAUUUCGAGAUGGGCUUUGAUAUGCGUCAGGGCAUGUCCUCUGAUUCCGUUCUCCAGGCAACCAAUGAUACCCAUAUCCACCCGUUUACGCACUCUGAUCAACAGCAACAGCAACAACAGCAACAGCAACACCAGCGCCAGUCUAUACAGAUUGACCAGGACGGGUUUGCGGAUUUCGGAUUGAACAUGGACGAAUCGCUGGAGGGUCUGAUGAAGAAGAGUAUGGGAUCGUUUGACCGCCUCAUGGAGAGUUUCUCGAACGAUUCUCCUUCGCUCUUGGAGCAUCAUCACCAACUUCAUCAACAGCAACAGCAACAGCAGGUACUUGCACCUUCGACACCCGCUGCCUCUGUGGACCAGUUCUCGUAUUUCCAGAACUUGCAGCAGACUCCAACCCCACAACAGCAACAACAACAGUUCCUCCACAAUCAACAACACCAACAGCAGGGUCAGCAGCAGCAGCAGCAGCAGCAGGGACAUAUGAGCUUCCAGGAGGUGUCGAGGACGAUGUGGAUAUCAAACCACUCUGGAGGAGCCGCAUCCUUCUCCGUCCCCACCAACUCCGAGUUCUCAUGGUCGUCUCCUCCACCACACCAACAAACACCAUUGCAGGCACUUUCCCAGCAGCAGGGCACUAUGCAGAGUAUCAACAUCUCUGCUAACGAUUCGCCACAAGAAGAGUUGGAACUGGAGUUGGGCCUUGAGAGCCAUCAUGUUGUGCAACAACAGCAACAACAGCAACAACAGUUGAGUGCACAUGUGCUGUUCCAGCAACACCAUCAAGAGCAGCAGCGUCGUCAUAUAGAGCAGCAGAAACAACAACAUAGGGCAUCGAUCCAACACCAGCACCAGCAGACGUUUUAUAUCCCACAGAUGCAGGAUGAUGAGGAUGAGGAUGAUGAGGACGAGAGUAACGGUGGCCUCCCUGAUCAUGUAUGA